CCGAAAGUGUCAAAUGACACAAUUCUGUCUGUUUUUGUUUACAAAUUUGUGACUGGAGAUAUGCUCGCAUCAGUAGUGACCAGAGGAGUAAAACGACUAUUAAAUGCAACUUUCAAGAUGAGCAGUCACAGUGAUGCAGGUCCGAUAGCAAUAGCAAUAACUGAGUCUAUAAAAGAUGGUCUUCAACCCGUUCACCUCGAAGUGGUUAAUGAGUCGUACAUGCACAACGUACCAAAGGGAUCCGAAACGCAUUUUAAAGUACUAGUGGUUUCCGAAAAGUUUCAGGACCUGUCCCUGUUGAAGAGACAUCGGCUGAUAAACGAUUUGGUGAAGACCAAAUUACAGGGAAACUUUGUGCAUGCACUGUCCAUCGAAGCCAAAACACCAACGCAAUGGGACGAUACGUACAAAUUGGAGCCGAGUCCGAAUUGUCGCGGCGGAUUUGGAAAAUGAUUUCACCGGUGUUUCGGGGAACCGUUAAAUAGCAAAAUGUUUUAUUUGUUUUUCCUUUGUACAGACAAAAAAUAGAAGAGAAACGAAAAAAAUAAAAAUUUGAUUUUUCGUGAACAGAAGC
Molecule: messenger RNA, 574 nt
Organism: Bradysia coprophila
Lineage: Eukaryota; Metazoa; Arthropoda; Insecta; Diptera; Sciaridae
Product: bolA-like protein DDB_G0274169
Cellular component (GO): mitochondrion
Source: RefSeq, a predicted model, not a curated record